Messenger RNA from Camelina sativa (false flax), 1663 nucleotides. RefSeq lists its product as uncharacterized. The record is from RefSeq and is a predicted model, not a curated record. Gene Ontology annotation, molecular function: protein binding. Lineage: Eukaryota; Viridiplantae; Streptophyta; Magnoliopsida; Brassicales; Brassicaceae.
CUGUAGUCGUCAUUUUCCUUUUAUUAAUAGCUUACCAAUGGCUUCUCUCAAUCAGCACAACACAACAUAAAACAAAACAAAGACCACGAUGAACUCUUGUUCCGUCCGUCUCUUCAUCUUUCCUGCCGUUAUCUUUCUCCUGUGCUUAAGUUCCAAUGAAGCUGCCACGUGUCAUCCUGAUGAUGAGGCGGGUCUUUUAGCUUUCAAAUUGGGUAUAACUCAAGACCCUUCCGGCAUUCUCAGCUCCUGGAAGGAAGGUACUGCUUGCUGUUCAUGGUCCGGUGUCGGUUGUGUCACCAACCGCGUCACGGGACUCUCUCUCAGUGGACAAUCUGAUGUUAACGAAACCUAUCUUUCCGGCACUAUCUCGCCGUCAUUGGCCAAACUCCAACACCUUGUAGGGUUUUACUUCACCGAUCUUCGAAACAUCACUGGUCCUUUCCCUCAAUUCCUUUUCAAACUACCACAGCUACAGCAAGUCUACAUCACAAAUAACGGUCUCUCCGGUCCUCUUCCGGCUAACAUUGGUGCGCUAAGCCAGUUAGUGGAAUUAGGUCUCGACGGAAACCGGUUCACCGGUCCAAUCCCGAGUUCGAUUUCCAAUUUAACCCGGUUAUUUCAGCUCAACCUCGGAAAUAAUAUGUUAACCGGAACUAUACCCGUAGGGAUUGCUAAACUCAACCUCCUAUUAUCACUCAACUUAGGCGGCAACCGUCUAUCUGGAACCAUACCCGAUAUUUUCAAAUCCAUGACGAAGCUCCAAUCUCUAACCCUCUCCCGCAACGGAUUCUCUGGGAGCCUUCCUCGGUCUAUUGCAUCACUCAAACCGGUUCUCUUGUUCCUCGACCUAAGCCAGAAUAAUCUCUCCGGGACGAUCCCGAUCUUUUUAUCCAACUUCAAGGUACUCGACUCGUUGGAUCUUUCGAGGAAUAGGUUCUCAGGAGUCGUGCCAACGACUUUGGCCAAUAUGCCAAAGCUUUUCCAUCUCAACCUUUCCCAUAAUUUUUUAAACGGCCCAGUCCCAGCCUUGAAGAACGUUGACGGCAUCGCCACUUUAGAUCUCUCAUACAAUCGAUUUAACCUCAGAACGAUACCGAAAUGGGUGACUUCGUCUCCGUCCAUCUACUCGUUGAAGCUGGUAAAAUGCGGGAUCAGUAUGAGCUUUGACCAUUGGAACCCUGUGAACCCAAACAUAUACUAUUACGUCGAUCUCUCAGAAAACGAGAUCUCAGGAAGUCCAGCAAGGUUCUUGAACCAAGCACGUAACCUGUAUGAGUUUCAAGCGUCAAGGAACAAACUUCGGUUCGACUUGGGGGAGCUGACGAAUUUAAGUGAGCGACUAGAACUCCUGGAUCUGUCAAAGAAUAUGGUAUUUGGGAAGGUACCAACGACAGUGGCUACAUUGCAGAAACUGAACUUGAGUUAUAACCAUCUUUGUGGAAAGCUUCCAGUGACUAAAUUUCCGGCAAGCGCGUUCGUAAGUAACGACUGUCUUUGCGGCUCUCCACUUCCUCCUUGUAAAGCUUAAGGUGCAAGAAAACCAUAUUUUUGUAUUUGGAUUUGCUUUGACACGUAGCUCCAAAAUAAUAUUUGUAAUAAUGAAAGUUAGCCACAUGCGUGGGCAUGUAACUAUUAUGGGAAUAAAAUUUUUAUUUUAGCAGUU